GCGUGACUUGGUUGCGAGCCGCGGGGUGCGCGAGUGGGAGCGGUGCCUGAGGCGCGGGGGCUGUCGGGAGGGAGCCCGGUUGGCCGCGGGGGGCGGCUGAGGUGGCGUUGGUCGGUGGCUUUUUACUACUGUUUGAGGUGCUGCUUCAUUGGAAAGCAUCUCUACGUUGCUAAGACACUGGACACUGCUUUCUUUAUAGCAAGGAAAAUCUGAAUUCUUCUUACACUCAGGAUGGGGAAAGAUUAUUAUUCUAUCCUGGGAAUUGAAAAAGGAGCUUCUGACGAGGAUAUCAAAAAGGCUUACAGAAAACAAGCACUUAAAUGGCAUCCAGAUAAGAACAAAUCUCCCCAUGCAGAGGAAAAAUUCAAAGAGAUUGCAGAAGCUUAUGAAGUGCUGAGUGAUCCCAAAAAGAGAGACAUUUAUGAUCAGUUUGGGGAGGAAGGUCUGAAAGGAGGAGCUGGAGGACCUGAUGGACAGGGUGGUACCUUCCGGUACUCCUUCCAUGGUGACCCACAUGCUACAUUUGCAGCUUUCUUUGGUGGCACAAAUCCUUUUGAGAUCUUCUUUGGAAGGAGGAUGCCUGGUGGCAGAGACACUGAAGACAUGGAGGUGGAUGGUGAUCCAUUUGGAUCCUUCACUAGUUUUAGUAUGAAUGGGUUUCCAAGGGAAAGGAAUACAGUUGGUAGCCAGUUGCGUCGUAAACAAGAUCCCCCUGUAAUCCAUGAACUUAAAGUGUCAUUGGAAGAGAUCUAUCAUGGCUGCACAAAAAGGAUGAGGAUUUCACGUAAAAGGCUUAACCCAGAUGGUAGAAGUGUCCGAACAGAGGACAAAAUUCUUACUAUUGAGAUAAAAAGAGGAUGGAAAGAAGGCACCAAAAUCACUUUUCCAAAAGAAGGCGAUGAAACACCGAACACAAUUCCAGCUGAUAUUGUUUUUAUCAUUAAAGAUAAACCUCACUCUCACUUCAAGAGAGAUGGAUCAAAUAUUAUCUAUCCUGUUAAGAUCAGCUUAAGGGAGGCUUUGUGUGGCAGCUCUAUCAAUGUGCCAACGAUAGAAGGAAGAACCAUACCCAUGACAGUAAAUGAAGUUGUCAAGCCUGGGAUGAGAAGAAGAAUUAUAGGAUAUGGUUUGCCGUUUCCCAAAAAUCCUGACCAACGUGGAGACUUAAUUAUAGAGUUUGAAGUAAUUUUCCCAGAUAACAUUUCUCCAGCGUCAAAAGAAGUACUUAGGCGAAAUCUUCCAGUUUCAUAAAACGAAGACUGUGUAUGUCAACUGUUUAACUAGGACACUGGAAAUGCAGAAGACUGGCAAGUCUGUGCUUUAAAAGUGCAAUCUGUAACAACUAGUGGAAUAUUUGUUUUUUUUGUUUUGUGGGAUGGGUGGGGGGGAAUACUGUAAUGCUGCAUGAGAAGAAAAGGGUUAAGUACAAGUCAUACAGAUGACUUCUGCAGUAAAAUUUACAGGGAAAACCACUCAUUUUAUUUUACAUCUUCCUAAUCAGAAAAGUUUAUUCAUUAUUUUGCCUAAUGUAAAAUGUAGUUGGUUUUUACAAAGUCAGCGCAUAUUUCUGAUACAGUACUUGAGCCUUCAAGUACUUUAUUUCUUGUAUCUCUAUGGCAUCUAUAACACUACCAAUUUAUACAGAAAUUGGAGAUAGAAGUAGAAAUAAACAAAUGUAUAGAUAUUUUAAAGAGCAAAACAUGAAAGAUGUAGUUUUGGUAUGUUGCCUUCCACUGCACAAAGCAUAGGCUGGGAAAGUCAGCUUGGACUCCUGAACCACUCCCUAGUGGAAUGAAGGCAUUUUCUUUAUUGCCCCAGAAUCUGUGAGGACUGCAUUGGGAGUCUAGCAAAGGGCAUGUGGCUUGAUGAGCAAGAGUAGCCAUUUGCUAUGGGAUAGUUCCUCAGCCUUCAGGAAGAACAGCAAGAAGGGAUUCUACAAGUACAUAAAGAGCAAAUGGUGGGUCUGCUUUCAAAUGAAAUAGGGCAUGGAAACUGGUGACAAAUGACGUGGAGAAGGCUGAGGUGCUCAGUACCUUCUUUGCAUCAGUCUCUACCAGUGAAACAAGCCUUCAAGAAUUCCAGGCCCCUGAGACCAGAGGGGAAGUCUGGAAUCUCAGUGGUGGAGGACCAGAUUAGGGUGCACUUAAACUGGAAGUCCGUGAGCCUGACGGGUUACACCCCUAGUGCUGAGGGAGCUGGCUAAUGCCAUUGCAAGGCCACUCUUAAUUAUCUUUGAAUGGGAUUGGGAGAUGUUCUGGUAGACUGGAAAAGAGCAAAUGGCACUCCUGUCUUUAAGAAAAACAAGAAGGAGAAUUCGGGGAGCUACAGGUUAGUCAGCUUCACCUCAGUCCUUGGAAAGGUGAUGGAGAAAAUCCUCUUGGAAUGCAUUUCCAAACAGAUGAAGGACAAGAAGGUGAUCAGGAGUAGUCAGCAUAGAUUUACAAGGGGGAAUUGUGUUUGACCAACCUCGUUGCCUUCUACAGUGAGGUCACAGGAGAAUAGUCCAUGUUGUCUACCUUGACCUUAGUAGACGGACUGACAAAUUACAGAUUAGGUAAGAGGAAAGUGAGGUGGAUUAAACACUGGCCAAAUGAGUGGGCACAAGGGGGUGUAAUCAGUGGCACAAAGUCCAGCUGGAAGCAAGUCAGUAGUGGUGUACCCUAGGGCUUAAUACUGGGGCCAAUACUAUUCAACAUCUUCAUUAAUGACCGGGAUUAUGGGAUGGAGCGCAUCCUCAGCAAACUCACAAAUCAUAUAAAACUGGGGAGAGUGGCUGGUAACACCAGAUGAUGUACCGCCUUCCAAAGGGACCUCCAUAGGGUGGAGAACUGGACAGAGGAUUCUCAUAAAGUUCAACAAGGGGGAAUGCAAAGUCUUGCUCCCUGAGGAACAGCCCAAGACACUAGUACACCCUGGGAGCUCACUGCCUGGAAAGCAGCUUUGCUGAGAAAGACCUUGGGGUCCUUGUGGACAACAAGCUGACCGUAAGCCAGCAAUGCACCCUUGUGGCAACAACAGCCAAAGCUUUGCUAGCAGAGUGAGGGAGAUGAUCCAGUGAUGAGGAUGCAUCUGGAAUACUACGUCCAGUUCUGGGCUCCCCAGUGCAAGAAGGAUACAUACUUACUGGAGCAGGUCUAGCACAGGGCCAUGUAUGAGAGGCUGACCGAGCUGGAGGUUUUCAGCCUGGGGAAGAAAAGGCUUGAGGGGAUUUUACCACUGUGUAUAAAUACCUGAUGGGAGGUAAUAAAGAUGGGGAAGCCAAGCUCUUCUCAGUAGCUCUGAGACAUGGUCCUGGGCAACCUGCUGUAGCCUAGCACCCAUGCUUGAGCAGGGGUGUUGGACUACGUAAUCCCAAGAGGUUCCUUCCAACCUAAAUGAUGCUGUGAACUUGGACUUAGCACUUUUCACUAGACAGUGCUAUGGGCCAUGUCCUGCAAAUGAGGCUUAGCCCAAAGAUGGGUGGUACUGAUGGGACAGCGUGAAUCCCUAGGGAGUAGGUCUAUGCUUGAGUGGAAAGAUGCACAAAGAACACUGUAAAAGCAUUUAGCUAGUGCAGGUAUUUGAAGUUCACACUGAUCUUGAGUAUUCAUUAUUUUCAAAGGCUGAACUUUACUCCCAUGAAGAAGGAAAAGCCUAGGUCCUAGCUAAACGAGAGUUUGCUUAAGACACAAAGUGGGAUAGGGAUUGCCCAUAAACUUUCACAUGCUUGAACGGAGUCUUUUUUUGAAUACAAAUAUGAGCUACUUGUCUUUAGAGUUAAAAGGUGUAUAGGGAAAUUGAAAGCCCUCUGUAAUAGUCUAGUUUUAUACUACAGUAAUAGGGCUGGUUCCCUUGAUUGCGGCAUGAUUUUGGUGAAAGAAAUGCCUUGCAGGCGUGCUUUAUUACUUGAGUUUAAAACCGUAAUACAGUGCUUUAACAACAUUUUCAAAGUUUUUUUUUCAUAUUUUUCUUCAUAAGAAAAUAUGUAAGACUUGCUGUCAGCCUUUUGCCUGUGGAAAUUUAGUAGUUACCUGCUCUGUAAGGUAGCUUAAGAAAAAACAGUGUUAUCUUCAUAUAUGUGAUUUUCUGCAGGAAAGUAAAUCAUAUGGAAGUUGGGAUUUAACUUACAAUAACUUUUUAAUGAGCACAAGAAGAAUCCCAUUUCUGUUCAUCAAAGAAAUAGAACUUCUGGGAGACACUGUUUGAGUCAAUUUUUCAACUGCAGAUCUCUUCAUACAGUGUUAGUUAGUUGUAGUCCUAAAUCUACAAGAAACUAAACAAUUGCUGGAGCAGUAUCACAAAAAGAAAGAAAUUGCUGCUUAGUGCUUACGCAUAUUGUUAACACUAUAUAUUGUUUGUUCAAGAAAUUCCCAUUUCAGUAUGUUCCGUAUUACAUUUCUUAUGUGGUUUUUAAGUAAAAAAUGUAAAGUUGGUUUUUAACUUUCUCUUAUCUUUUGUUAUGAUGGCAGAUGCUAUAAGCUACACAACUUUAAAAGCAUAUCAUCCUAAAAUACCUGUUUGUCAGUUUAAAAGUUAAUGGAAUUGAGCAUUUUGUAAUCCAAGAUAUUGUAACCAUAGUCUAACUUGUUAAAAAAAAAAAGUUACAGCAACUAGAACUAUUUUUUGUAACCAUCUUCAGGUAAGAGGAGUAGUGUUAAAUUGAGGAAUUGCAGUAUCUUGUGUAUUUAGAGGUAUGUAUAUAUAUAUAUGUAUAGCAAACUAAACUUUUCCAACUGUUUUCAUGCUCAAAAUACAGAACUAUAGGACUGGUAUGAAAUGCUUGUAUUUCUUUUCUUAUGGAGAAGUAACAAAGUAUAUGAUGCAGAAAAUAGCUUGUGGAAUUACUUCAAAAUAUGAGUAUUAAUAUCUAUCUAAUCCAGGAUUCACAAAAAUUAAUAUUUUUCUAAUCAAAAAAAUGUACUUAAAAGCUAUGUUUUAAAAACCACUUGAUUAUUUAAUAAAGGCUACUUGGGAGAAGGAGGCAAA
Molecule: messenger RNA, 4965 nt
Organism: Chroicocephalus ridibundus (black-headed gull)
Lineage: Eukaryota; Metazoa; Chordata; Aves; Charadriiformes; Laridae
Gene: DNAJB4
Product: DnaJ heat shock protein family (Hsp40) member B4
Exons: 5
Coding region: 232-1251 (339 amino acids)
Biological process (GO): negative regulation of transcription by RNA polymerase II
Cellular component (GO): cytosol
Molecular function (GO): protein-folding chaperone binding
Source: RefSeq, a predicted model, not a curated record